AUGUCUGAUUGUGAUCCUUGUGACCCUGAGAGAGAAAUUGUUGAGAGAUCUGAACAGACAUCAAAUAGCACAGUAUCAAAGCCAACUUCACCUAUUUCAGAUGAAUCUUCUGGCAAGCGUCCAGCAAAACGCCUGAAGGCUGAUGCUCCCACUCUUGUCAAUGUCAAUCAAGUAGAGAGUCCAAAGGAGCAAAAACCUGUUAUGAAUGAGAAUCAUGUAUCUGGUGGUGAAACAGUACAAUCAGAAAUCACAGAAUUACCUGCAAAAUCACCUUGCAGUUCAUCGGGAGACAUUAAUGCUGACAGCAAUAAUACGCUUGAACAGGGUAGUAAAGAUGCACCUAACAUGGAGAUUGUUAAGGAAGAGGAAUUGUACUGUGCAAAGGGUGACAUUGAGAUGAAAGAGGCUAAGACUGUUGCAUUGGAUCAGACAUCAAGAGGGGUCAAUUUAAGUUCAAGGCGAAAGAGAGGGGCUUCUAUACUUUAUGCAUUAACUGCUGAGGAGCUUAGAGAUCACAUGAGUAGUCUAAUAAACCAGCAUACUUGUCUGAGCAAAGUGACACCUCAAGAAUUCCCAUCAAUUGAUGGAUUGCCUGAUCAGAAUACAUGCAGUUUGUGUGGGAUGGAGAGGCUUCUUUUCGAACCUCCUCCACGAUUUUGUGCUCUCUGUUUCAAAAUUAUAAAUUCUGCAGGGUGCUAUUAUGUUGAAGUUGAAAAUGGAAGUGAGAAAACUUCUAUAUGUAGCAAAUGCCACCAUCUUAGCAGUUCAAGAGCUAAAUAUCAGAAGAAAUUUAAUUAUGCAGAAACAGAUGCUGAGGCUGAGUGGUGGGUACAGUGCGACAAGUGCAAAGCUUGGCAGCAUGAAAUCUGUGCUCUUUUUAACAGAAAGUGUGAAGGGGCAAAGGCUGAGUAUACUUGCGCAAAAUGUUUUUUGAAUGAAAAGGAUAGCGGAGAUAUUCAGGCACUGGAGUCAUCCACUGUUCUUGGGGCACAGGAGUUACCAAGAACUAAGCUAAGUGAUCAUAUUGAGCAAAGGCUUUCAGAGAGGCUUGAGCAGGACAGGCAACAGAGGGCGAGCGCCUCUGGAAAAGUUGCUGAAGAGGUACCAGGUGUGAAAGGUCUUACAGCUAGAGUAGUUUCUUCAGCUGAAAGAAUACUACAAGUCCAACCACGUUUUCGUGAUUUUUUUAAACAAGAAAAGUAUCCUGGGGAAUUUCCAUACAAAUCGAAGGCCAUUCUCUUGUUUCAAAAGAUUGAAGGUGUGGAUGUUUGCCUGUUCGCCAUGUAUGUACAAGAGUAUGGUUCAGAUUGCCCAUCACCAAAUCAAAGACAUGUUUAUCUUGCAUAUAUCGAUUCUGUCAAAUAUUUCCGGCCUGAAAUCAAAUCUGCAAGUGGAGAAGCUCUUCGUACCUUUGUGUAUCAUGAAAUUUUGAUUGGUUAUCUGGACUACUGCAAGAAACGAGGAUUUGUAAGCUGUUCCAUAUGGGCUUGCCCAUCUACGAAGCGUGAUGAUUAUGUUUUAUAUUGUCAUCCAACAGUACAAAAGAUGCCCAAGUCUGACAAGCUUCGAAGCUGGUACCAGAACUUGAUCAAGAAGGCCGUUAAGGAGGGCGUUGUUGUGGAGCGUAAUACACUCUCUGACUUCUUCCUUCAGCCUACAAAUGAGUGCAAGGCCAAUAUUUCAGCAGCAUGCUUGCCAUAUUGUGAGAAUGAUUUCUGGCCUGGAGAAGCAGAGAGGCUCCUUGAGAAGAAAGAUGAUAAUACUUCACAGAAGAAAGAGACACAGGUAGGAAGGCUCUUGCGUGUUGCCAAACGCGACGACAGAAAAGGAAACCUUGAGGAUAUUUUGCUUGUGCACAAGCUUGGGGAAAGGAUGCGCACCAUGAAAGAAGAUUUCAUUAUGCUUUGUCUGCAACAGUUUUGCAAGCACUGUCACCAGCCUGUCGUAUCUGGCAAAAGUUGGGUUUGCACUAGCUGUAAAAAUUUCCAUCUUUGUGACAAGUGUCAUGCAGAGGAGCAGAAUACGGCACAGAAGGACAGGCAUCCGGCCACCACAAAACAGAAGCAUGCAUUUCAAAGAAUGGAGGUAGAACCUCUUCCGGAGACUGAUGAUGGAGAUCCGACAAUGGAAAGUAAGUAUUUUGACAGCAGGAUCGAUUUCUUGAAGCACUGCCAAGACAAUCAAUUCCAGUUUGAUACCCUCCGGCGGGCAAAGCACUCUACAAUGAUGAUUCUGUAUUAUCUACACAAUUCGACCUGCUCUGCUUGCCAUCGUGCUGUGGAUCAAUGCUUGGUGUGGCGGUGCCUAGAGUGCCUGGGCUGCACCUUUUGUGAUCAAUGCUAUAAACAAAAUGGUCAAAGUUUGCAUAGUCAUGAAUUAAGGCAGAUUCACACUAGUGAAACUUUGCAGAAGCACACUCUACAGGAUUACAUUGAUGGCCUUGUUCAUGCAUCGAGGUGCUAUGAUCCACGUAACUGCACACAUCCAGUUUGUUUAACCCUGAAGAAAUUGUUCUUCCAUGGUGUACGAUGUGAUAUCCGUGCCCGCAAUUGGAGUGGUUGCAAUAAGUGUGUCUUUAUGUGGAAACUUCUGCUCUGCCACUCAAAAGAUUGCAACGUUGUAGACUGUCUGGUGCCUAGAUGCAGGGAUAUAAAGGCAUACAUAGCUGAAAAGUUGAAGCUUGUUGGUCCUGUGUUGUAG
Molecule: messenger RNA, 2700 nt
Organism: Miscanthus lutarioriparius
Lineage: Eukaryota; Viridiplantae; Streptophyta; Magnoliopsida; Poales; Poaceae
Source: the annotation of a GenBank genome assembly